This is a messenger RNA of Pseudopipra pipra, 1888 nucleotides long. RefSeq names its product protein ARK2N-like. NCBI's taxonomy places the organism in Eukaryota, Metazoa, Chordata, Aves, Passeriformes, Pipridae. The coding region runs from base 227 to 1888 and encodes 553 amino acids. Gene Ontology annotation, biological process: ubiquitin-dependent protein catabolic process. The record is from RefSeq and is a predicted model, not a curated record. The transcript is spliced from 6 exons. Gene Ontology annotation, molecular function: ubiquitin protein ligase activity.
CCUGCGGUGACAUUCUCUCUGGCGUUGAGGGCAUGGACUGGCCUCGGCGCGGCUGAGACCCGGCUCCUCUCGGCCGCCCCAGCUGUUACCGCCCCCCCGGGUGGAGGCCAAGGAGGGGCCUUGCUGUGUCCAGGCUCCUGUAUUGCUGAAGACCAUAUCUAGUUCACCCAGUCUUCCAGAUCAUGUGCUCCAUGCUUUGAGACCAGGAGGACCUUGGUGUUUUGAAAUGAAGAUGGAGGCAGUGGGAAAAGCAGAACUUGUUGAUUCAGAACUUCCACCAAAGACUUCUGAAAAGCAAGAGACUGCUCCUGAUGAAUGUGGAUCUAUAGAACUUGAGACACAAACUCAGAAAGACAACGUGCACACUGCAGCAGACUCUGUGGUGCUCUCUUCAAUGCCUUGCUUACUGAUGGAACUGAGGCGAGACUCUUCAGAGUCUCAGCUGGCAUCUACAGAGAAUGAUAAGCCAAUGGGUGGUCGAGUUUAUGAGAGUGACUCUUCUAAUCAUUGCAUGCUUUCCCCUUCUUCCAGUGGGCAUUUGGCUGACUCUGAUACAUUGUCUUCCACAGAAGAGAAUGAGCCUUGUCAAGCUCAAGAUGCUGUAGGGGGAGACCUUUCUGCAGUGUCUGGUGCUGCAGUUGGGAGGAAAUCCAGGAGAUCCAGGUCUGAAAGUGAAACUUCAACAAUGGCUGCCAAGAAAAACAGACAGUCUAGUGAUAAGCAGAAUGGUCGAGUUACCAAAGCAAAGGGUCAUCGAAGCCAAAAGCACAAAGAAAGAAUCCGACUCUUGAGACAGAAACGGGAGGCAGCUGCUCGCAAGAAGUACAACCUGCUGCAGGACAGCAGUACCAGUGAUAGUGACCUGACGUGUGACUCGAGCACGGGUUCAUCAGAUGAUGAUGAAGAAGUUUCAAGGAGCAGCAAGACAAUCACUGCAGAGAUACCAGAUGGACCUCCAGUUGUAGCUCACUAUGAUAUAUCAGACACAAACUCAGACCCAGAAGUGGUAAAUGUGGACCAUCUGUUGGCAGCUGCAGUAGUUCAAGAGCACAAUAAUUCUUUAGGAAAUCAAGACUCAGGAUCUACCUGGAGAACCAGAGGACUGCUAGAUGAACUGAGUGCUGACACAGGUUUGUUUAAAUUCUCUUCCUCUGACAUUUGUUCCAACAUCUCAGUUGAUGUCUCGCCCUUUCUUGCUUUCAAAUCCUUAGGGUUCUCCUUCAAGAAGAACAAGGACUGGUUUGAUGAAAACAAUCAGAACAUCCAGGAAUUGUUGAGGAACAAGAGAUCUACUCACCAAGCACACCUUGCACUGCCAUCCUGUCACGUAAGAAAAGCCGCCUUUCGUCUUGCAUGCAGCAAGCUCCAACAGAAACUCCGUGACAUCCAGAACAAGUGGUGGAUCAAUCUAGCUGAAAAAACUCAAUUAUGCGCAGAUACUGGUGAUUACAGAGGAUUCUAUGAGACCCUGAAAACAGCAUACGGGCCUACAUACCAGGCUCUUUUCAGUACCAACCAUGUAGUCCAAGACUCAGCAAUUCAGCACAUUACACCACAGCUCGUGAAGGAUGACUUGGAUAUUGCCCCCACUUUGGGAGAAACCCUUAAGGCCAUACAGCAGGAUGAGGAUGGUCACCUACAAACAGAGAUAGAGACAAGGCAGUUUAAUGCUUUUUUUGCCUCUGUCUUCAACACGGAUGAUGGACCAAGGGGGUCUCAGAGCCCUGAGCUGGAGGACCAUGACUGUGAGAAUGAUCAACUCCCAGUUGACCCUGAAACUGUGCAGGAUCUACUGCUCCAGGUGGAUUCUCACAAAUCUAUGGGGCCUGAUGGGAUCCAUCCAAGAAUCCUCGAAGAGCUGCCGAUGUCAUCGCAAAACCUCUCUUGA